This is a messenger RNA of Monopterus albus (swamp eel), 4642 nucleotides long. It is a transcript of the gene maml1, whose product is annotated as mastermind-like transcriptional coactivator 1. Gene Ontology annotation, cellular component: nuclear speck; nucleoplasm. The record is from RefSeq and is a predicted model, not a curated record. Gene Ontology annotation, biological process: Notch signaling pathway; positive regulation of transcription of Notch receptor target. The transcript has 10 exons. Gene Ontology annotation, molecular function: transcription coactivator activity. NCBI's taxonomy places the organism in Eukaryota, Metazoa, Chordata, Actinopteri, Synbranchiformes, Synbranchidae. Bases 202 to 3744 code for a protein of 1180 amino acids.
GAAGAGCGGACAGCUACACUUGAACAUGAGUGCCGCUGUGACUGAAGGCCAUUAGCAAGACAAAGGUCGCCUCCAUGGAGCCAGCACAGGAGUCUUUGUAAAGGGCGAGGGGGGGUGUAUAGACGCCCAGAGUGAGAAAGAGCCAGAUUCAGCAGUUUAUGGACGAAACCUGAUCCGGGAGUUUACUACAAGUCUUUAUUGAUGAUGGCGGAUUUUGUUACACCGCGACACAGCGCGGUGAUGGAGAGGCUCCGCCGGAGGAUCGAGCUCUUCCGGCAGCAUCACAACAGCUGCGAGAACCGCUACGAAAACGCGACGCUGGAGCGACUGGAGCUGGAGCAGCAGCAGACCAUCGCCCUGCACCAGCGGUGCCUGCAGGCCAAAGCCAAGCGGUCCAACAAGCACCGGCAGCCCCAGCCCAGCGGCGACCAGGCGAGCCAGAGAGCGCCGGGCGGCAGCAGCGCGGAACUCGCGGAGAGUGGAGGAUCGGUGUCGGAACAGAGCCGGAACAGCACACUGAUAGCGCAUCCAAAAUUCAAAAUAUAUCCAGUCAGCUAUCCUGUAGUUGAAAGAAAAUCAUCAGAUCUUCACGUUAGAGAAGAUGGACCUAGCUAUGACCUGCUGAGCUCCAACGGGACCCAUGGGGCAGGAGGGGAGUCGACGGACAGCGGUGCCGAGCCGGGGUCAGACUUCCAACGCAAGGAGAUGAAGCAGGAGCCCGAUGACAUCCUGCCCAUCAUGCCCCCGUCGGGAGGAGGCAAUAACAGCCUGUUCCCUGACCUCAACCUGAACGAGCAGGAGUGGAAGGAGCUGAUGGAGGAGCUCAAUUGUUCGGUGGCCUCCGAAGACAUCCAGGAUAUUCUCAACGAUGGCUUUGAGGACCGCAAAGACCCUCUGGAGCUGGUACCAACUCCAGGUGGUGGUGGGGCAGUGGGAAGAGGAGCAGGAGGAGCAGCAGGUGGUGGGGGAGGCCAGCCAUCACAGGGUCUGCUUCCUCCAGAUCUGGCCAGUGUUAAGACGGAGUUCUCUCCAGCCUUCGAGCAAGAUUCUUGCAUUGGCUCCCCCCAUGUCAGGUCCACCCCCUCUGGGCCACCUCCACUCCCCACCAGCUCCCCUGUUGUCUCCUCCUCUGCCACUUCCCCUGCUCUGCCUCCAUCGCAGCCCGCUCCUCACCCUCGGCAGCUUCAACCUCCCCCAAACCACAUCCUCCCUCCAGUACCCCCGGUGACCAAAGACCUGUCUCCGGCCCAGCAGCUCCAGCACCUGGCCGCCCAGCAACAAUGGGCACAGCACCUUCAUGGUCAGAUGCAGCACAAACAGCCACAGCCAGGGGCCAAGUUCCACAAUCCGGGGCCCCAUGCUCACCCCCCGCCGUGGCCCCAGAUGGCCAACACCUCUCAGAGCCCACUAGGGGGUGCAUUUGGUUUGGACAAGUCCACAAGCCCCUCUUUGUACCCACAAGACUUCAACCCUAAUGCCCAGAAGCAGCUUCUGAUGCCUGGUCAGCCCAACAAGGGCUCUCCCAAGGCAGGGGCCAGCAGUUACAUGCCAGGACCCGGCGGGCACCCCAACAUGCUGGGUCACCCAGCUUCAGGGCCGCCUCUCAGCCACCCGCCAGCAGCAGGAGCUCAGGCCCCAGUUGCCAUGCUGAACUACAACAACACCAAACCUCUGUCGCACUUUGAGGUGCGCUCUGGACCGCCACGGCCCCCCAACACCCAGAGCCAGAACAAGGCGGCCCUGCUGACAUUGCUCAGACAGCAGCAGCAGAUCAAACAGAAGAACAGCAUGAACUUCCGCCAGCACCUCCCACACUCGCAGGACCAGAACACCUACCCAGCUCCUCCACACGGCCCAGGCCCCGCUAACUCUAUGGCAUCUGCACCUGGAAACAAUGCCAUCUCGGCGCAGCCUGGGGCAAUCAUCAUGGCAGGUAACCAUGGUAACGCAGCGUACCUGAGCAGCCAGGAAGCAGUGGCGGUGACACUGAAACAGCAGCAACAGCAUCAGCAGCAGAUCCUGGAGCAGCAGAAGCAGCAGCAGCAGCAAUACAUACAGAAAUACAUACAGAGGCAGCAGGAAAAGCAGCGGCAGCAGGACCAGCAACUUCAGAGACACCUGACUCGACCUCCUCCACAGUACCAAGACCAGCCCGGACAAGACAGCCCAGAAUUUGACUUGGUAUUUGACAAUGCUGUGGACCAGUGGGUGGCCAGCUCAUCAGCAGAGAAGUGCCUGUUUGUCCAGAUUCUGUACCACGCCUGCCAGACCUACUGGGAGAGCAAAGCAGGGAGUCUGGGAAAAGCUGGGAAGCUGGGCAAGCUGGGCAGAGCAAGUCAGGGCGCUCACCAUGAAGUUGAAGCUGGUCCUAGUCACUCUUCACCAGGAUCUGAAUCCAAAAUCCUGCAAGCCCGAAAGAAGAGCUAUGUUCCUCCCAGGCAGACAGAGUUCAUCAACUGCCAGUCCAAGCUCACAGGAGACGCCUGCACCAUGAACCUGGUUAUCUACCGCUGUAAAGCCUUUUUAAAUCGCUUGAAGAAAAUGAUGGUUGCAAACCAAAGUCGAUCACCAGGUCGAGGUAAGGCAGCGGUUAAUGGGGAAAAGCAGCGGCAGCAGGACCAGCAACUUCAGAGACACCUGACUCGACCUCCUCCACAGUACCAAGACCAGCCGGGACAACCGGCCAGUCAGAACCCUUUCCCACAGCAGCCGGUCAACCAGUUUACAGCUUCCGCUCAGCCUAUGGGCAGCGUCGGCUCCAUGGGAGGACCCACUCCUGGUGCCCAGCGUAUGUUUCCUCAGAACCAAGGUAUGAUGGGUAUGAACAUGGGUCAGGGCAGUGGACCAGCAGGUGGUGUAGCUCCAUCCCCGGGGACAGGCCAGACUGAUGUCAGUCUGCCGUCCUGUGGCGGCAGGGGGGCCGGGGCUGGCCUGGAAGUCCAGCAGGUCCUCUACAACAACAUGAACCUUCACCCCAACCACCCGGCCCACCCGCCCCAACAGGCCAACCUGCAGCGCCAGCCUCUAGGCUCCAUGAGUGCCCCCUACAGGCAGAACCUUCUGGCUCAGCAGCAGCACCUGAAGGCACAGCCCAACGCUGCCAUGCUGAAGCAGCAACAGCUGGCUGCCGCCCGCAUGCCAAGUUCCAUGCAGAAUAGCAUGGGGGCCAGCCUGUCCAGCUCGAUGCCUGGCAGCAUGCAGGGCGCACAGAGUGCCGCCUGGCAGCAACAGCUCGCCAGCCAGCCACCCUCCGGUAACGCCGGCCUACCCCCGAACACCUUUCACAUGCAGCAGCAGCCUCGCAUUCCCAAGAUGCCACCGGGUUCUGCUCCCUUUGGUGCAAACCCAGGUGGGCGUCCAAUGGGGGCUCUGAAUCCUGGACAGCAGAUGAUGCAGACGAACAUGGCUGCUGCUCAGCAGAGGGCGCCACCCAACCCUCAGAGCCUGGGCCAGCCGAUGGCCAAUCAGCAGCAGACUCAACAGCAACAGGCCAAUCAGAGCCAAGCUGUCCUUCCAGACCUGGUGGCGUUCGGACAGCUGCAGAGCAACGGGCGCCAGGGACUGCAGUGUAACCAAGGCUACCAGGUGAGCAGGACUGCCAGUCAGCAACAGGUGUCAUUUGGAUAUAACGUGGCGUCAGGGAGCUUUGCUGAGGAGAGCGAGCUAGUGGACUCCCUGCUGAAGGGUCAGAAUGCCCAGGAGUGGAUGGCCGACCUGGACGAACUGCUUGCCAGCCAUCAGUAGUUUAAUACCCCUGUGUGCACCUGGAGCUCUUUAACCCUGCUGAGCUGGGGGGGGGCUGUGCUGCUGAAGCUGCAUAGUGGAAAUCGCUGUCAUCUUUCUGCAGCAGCUGUGGUGAAAAGACUGAUUUCUGUUUUCAGGCCAUCAACAGCUGAUCUGUUGACAGGAGGCUGCUGUGUUAGCGUUAGCCACCAGUAAGCAGCCAGUGGUGACUGUCAGCCCACAGGUAUCUAGUUACUGAGUUGUAAACAUCUGGCUGACUGGUAAACACAUGAGGUUUGUUGGUGAAUGUUGUUUGUUCAGGCACCGCUCUGUGGACGAAACGUGCCUGAUGCGAUGACACUGUAUCUCACCCAAAGAUGUACACACCAGCUGCCAAAUCCAUUGCAGUGCAAUGAAGAAACGUGGGUAUGUGUGGUUUCCUGCUGGUUAGAGACAGGUUACACCACACAAAAGUUAGUGUGUGUCUGUCCACAAACUGCUCAUUUGCAAAUUACACAUCUGGUAGAAGAAUUUAAGCCCUUUAAUAAGUCAUCAUGGUCUGCUGGUACAUUCAGCGUAUCACUGAGUAGAUCCCUCGUUUUAAAUGUCAUUUGUAAGAACAGUUUGCUGCCAUCCAGUGUGCAGAGUGUUUGCAUCCAGUUCAGUUUGUGCACAAACAUUUACUGGUGAAUAAUGUUGGUGUUUGUCUCUGUUCAGGCAAAUGUUUUACUGCACAGCUGUGCAGCCACACUACAAAGCAGACACUAUACUAAUCUUCAUAGUGCACUAGUUGUUUUGUACUAAGAACCAGUGAUAGGUGGUAUUAGGUGAUUUAAAAUCUAUAUCACAGUAUUUAAAAGCUGAUAUCGUAAUAUAGAAAUAUAUCGGAAUAUAGCUGAGCAGUAAUCCACAGAUAAAA